Molecule: messenger RNA, 974 nt
Organism: Amphimedon queenslandica
Lineage: Eukaryota; Metazoa; Porifera; Demospongiae; Haplosclerida; Niphatidae
Exons: 3
Coding region: 6-869 (287 amino acids)
Biological process (GO): signal transduction
Molecular function (GO): protein binding
Source: RefSeq, a predicted model, not a curated record
GUAAAAUGGAUGCUCAAUUGUUUCCUCAAAGGUUCUUUAAUUCUCUUACAUUGCAUCUUACCCUCAAACAUGAAGCUAUACCUAAUAUAUGUCAAUGUAAAUAUUGGAAGAACGGGGUGAAAUGGGGUAAUAACAAAGGUGUUGUGACAUCAAUGGAACUUGUCAAUGACAACCGAUGUGUUCUGAUCUUAAUGUCAUGUGAUGAAGAGUCAUAUGAUUCAAUGAUUUCAUUGCGACGAAAUAUCAUCAAAGAUAUCUUAAAUAUUUGCAGAGAAUAUUGUCCUACUCUGAAAGUAGAAGAAUUUGUGAUUGAUCCAGUUUGUUUGAAGCAGUACCCAAUUGAAAAACCAAGAGAAACAACAGCAUAUUGUGUAAAGAACAUGAGAGGUAGAAAGAAGGACGACUAUGUUUACCCUACAUACCCUACAUUCACCAUAAAAAGGAAACGUCUCUCUAAUCUUUUACCUCAUGAACCUGACUAUGAUAAUCUCUCUGUUUAUGGAAAAGUAUUUAAAGGAGAACAGUACUGUAGCCCAAGAACUCCCCAGACAAGUAAUGACAACAGACAAAAAGAAUUAAGUAUUGAUAACUUGGAUUACAUUGUUGAUACAUUAAGAAGUAAUCAUUUUCCUGAUCGUGACUGGAAAGAACUUGGUCAUCAUCUAGGACUUGAUGAUGCUACACUUGAUGACAUUGACGUAGAUGAACGAUGUAGAACUUUUUUAGAACGUUUUGAGAAAUGCAUGCAUACUUGGCUGAAAAGAGAAGCUAAAUCAUGGAAGACACUAGUUGAGGCAUUGAACAAGAUGGGACAAAAAGAAGUUGCUAAAAGUAUUACAAGUAAAACAUUAUCUGCUGGUUAUUAUUAGUUUAUCAGCAAUUUAUAAUAUUGCUUUUGUUUUCAAUAUUAUUUUUUGCUAAAAUUAAACAUUUUGUGUAGUUGAUUUCAUGACUUUCGAUUUAAUAACUUUUAA